GUUCCAAACUAAGCGGAACUGCAUUUUGAGAAUUUUGUAUGAUACUCAAAAUUCGGCAUUUAAGAAAAAUUAGUAUUACAGUAAAUAUUGACGUUGCUUACUAAACUUUUUUUAAUUUUAAAACAGUUUAAUGCGAAUAGAAGCCGGUAAAAUGAUGUGGGGACGCUACUAGCGCGACACACGUGCGCAAUGUGAUGUCAACAACUUGUAACGUAAUAUGUGAGACGUGCACUUUAUAUUGCACGUAAUCGAAGAAAAUAUGCAUAUUUCGUGCUACACUUUUGUUAAUGGCAGGAUGGUGAAUUUUCUGUGUAACCUCAAAUAAGAAGUGAAAUUAUAUUCUACUAGAAAUUAUUGAUUACAACUUCACAUGUGUCAAGGAUACAAUUUUUACAUUUUGUCAACAUUUUAAUAAAUGUCUUUUUACCUUUAUACUUACUAGUGAAAAUAAAUUAAAUCUCAUGACAAUUGGUUUUUCGGAUUCCGAAAAGUUGAACGUACAAUAUUAGAAUGAUACUUAACCUCAAAAUUUUCUAAUUUUGCUGAUGAAUCUUUCCUGUGCUAUCAUAUGUUAAUAAAUGUAAAAGAGUUGUAAAAUUUAAACAAUAUGGCGGGCCAGCAACAUCCUUUCCCUUCUGGGUUUCCUAAUGUACAGCAAUCUGCAAUGAGAACACAAUUUGGUGGAGGACAAAUGGUAUCUGGUUUGAUGGGGCCACAACAAGGUGGUAUGGUGAGUCCUCAACAAUUUGGAGUUGGUGUAGGAGUCGGCGUAGGCGGUGUCGGUGGUGUAGGUACAAAUGCGAUGGGUAUGCCUAGUGCUCAACAGGUAUUAGCGCAACAACAGCAACAACAACAAUCUGUUGCAAUGCAACAACAAAUGCAGCAGAUGCAACAACAACAAUUACAAUUACAACAGCAACAACAAGCUGCUAUGGUACAGCAAAAUAAUCAAGCAAAUAAUCAAGCUACUACACCGCAAACACCUGUGCCUCCUACACAGCCACCACCACAACAACAACAAACUAAGGAAUUUAACACUGCCAGUUUAUGUAGAUUUGGACAAGAAACUGUUCAAGAUAUUGUCAGCCGUACUUUAGAAGUGUUUCAAACAUUAAAACUUUUACAACCACCAAAUGGCAUGGCUCAAGGAGCAAGCUUAGCUAAUGAGAAAAAGAAUAAAGUACAGGAACAACUAAGAACAUUAAAAUUAUUAUUCAAACGUUUAAGACUGAUUUAUGAAAAAUGCAAUGAAAACUGUCAACUACAGGGUAUGGAAUACACACACAUAGAAAGCUUAAUCCCAUUAAAAGAAGAGUGGGAUAUGAAAUCUGAUGAGAGAAAAACUUCUGAGGCUUAUAGAGUUGCUUGUGAAGAUAGCAAAGAAGUCAUGGAGCAAGUGGUAUUAAAGAAUAGACAUCUUAAGGAAAUCAUUGAUCACUUACGACGUAUAAUUUCAGAAAUAAAUACAAUGUUAAAUAUGCGACGAUCUUAAACUAUUAAUUGUACAUAAAUAUUUGUAUAAGUUAUUAUUAAAAUGCAUUACAAAAUAACAAUUUAU
Nomia melanderi (Alkali bee) is the source of this 1558-nucleotide messenger RNA. Its product is annotated as mediator of RNA polymerase II transcription subunit 30. Gene Ontology annotation, cellular component: mediator complex. Lineage: Eukaryota; Metazoa; Arthropoda; Insecta; Hymenoptera; Halictidae. The record is from RefSeq and is a predicted model, not a curated record. Gene Ontology annotation, molecular function: transcription coregulator activity. Gene Ontology annotation, biological process: positive regulation of DNA-templated transcription.